AUGCCCGCAUUGUACUCGAAGAUUUUCGUUUGGGGCCUGGGCCUUGCAUCUUUAAGCACCGCCGCUCCACUGGAAAAUACCGUUCCUGCAUCCGACGUCUCGAUACAGGACAAGCUUCAAAUGGAUCCCGCUUGCGACCUUUUUUAUGAGGUGCAAAGCGGUGACACCUGCUGGGACAUAAUUAACCGAAACGAAAAUAAUUUCACCAUUAAACAGCUUCUUUGCUGGAACCCAGAUAUCAACUCGCGCUGCACGAACCUCAUCCCCGGCCGGGAUAUCUGCGUGGGGGUUGCUUACCCCACUGUGUGCUAG
This is a messenger RNA of Penicillium waksmanii, 312 nucleotides long. RefSeq names its product LysM peptidoglycan-binding domain-containing protein. The coding region runs from base 1 to 312 and encodes 103 amino acids. The transcript is spliced from 2 exons. NCBI's taxonomy places the organism in Eukaryota, Fungi, Ascomycota, Eurotiomycetes, Eurotiales, Aspergillaceae. The record is from RefSeq and is a predicted model, not a curated record.